UGUUGAUCUCGGGCUAAACUGGGACGCGUCUUCCGCAUAUGUGACUACGUCAUUUCAGACAUGCGCAGUGCUCACGGCCAGCUUUGUUUGGCUGCUACCUGCUACUGCUAACUAGCAAGUAUUUCCUGCUAGUGCCUGACACAGCUAUGGACAUCGACGCCUUAUUGGAAGCGUUUCAAGAUUUCGAGAAGAAAGGCAAGAAAGAUACCUGUCCUGUCCUUGAACAGUUCCUGUGUCAUGUGGCCAAGACAGGGCAGCCACUGAUCCCAUGGUCACAGUUCAAAACCUACUUCAUGUUUAAGCUGGAAAAAGUCAUGGAUGAUUUCCACGCUUCAACACCAGAACAGAGAGGACCGCAUAAUCCCAACGUCGACUAUGUUCCUUUCGAAGAGAUGAAGGAGAGGAUCUUGAAAAUAGUUGAUGGCUACAAUGGAAUCCCAUUCACCAUCCAGCGUCUAUGUGAACUCCUUACAGACCCCAAGCGCAACUAUACAGGAACAGACAAGUUUCUCAUGGGUUUGGAGAAGAACGUAAUGGUGGUCAGCUGUGUGUACCCCACAUCAGAGAAAAAUGGGGCAUCCAGUGUAAACAGAAUGAAUGGAGUGAUGUUUCCUGGUAACUCUUCUCUGUAUUCAGACAGUCGAAAUGUAAAUGGCCCAGGCACACCAAAACCACUCUGCAGACCAAAGCUCUCAAGCUGUCAUUUGCUUUCGACCAAUGGGCUCCCUGAAUGUCCUGUCAGUAAAGAGCCAGAGCCAACCACAAAGGAGGUGGAGGAACACCCAAUCAGCAGUGAUUCCUCGCCUUCAGAAGGCGAAACUACCCCAAACAGCGGUAUAAAGAACAAACAUCGCAAGGAUGACGAAGAGGAGGAGGAGGAGGAUUCUGAUGCUGACAAACAUGAGGUCAAGAGGCUCAAGUUUGACGAAAAGGAAGAGGAUGAAACAGGAAGUGAAGAGAAGGAGUCAUCUUGUUGUAAAGGGUCAGAGAGCUCGUCGGAGACACUGGAGUCUUCAAAAGACUCUUGCAGUCAAGAGGAUGACAGUGGAACACCUUGUGACACACCUGCUACUUCAGAGGAUCGUGAACCCAGCAAAACAGAGGAAGAACCUUCCGAAAGGGAAGAAGAGUCAUCUGAGACGGGGGAUAUCAGCAGUACGGAGACUGACAGCAGUGUGGAUCAACCUGAGCAGCCUGCUCCGUCAGAGAAGAGCACAAGCUUUGAGCAGGAUCAUGGAGAGAGCAGCAGCAGCAGCAGUGAUGGAGAGGGCUUGCCCAGUGACAAGCAGACGCCUUCUUCUAGUAAUUCACCUGACUUGUCAACAGAGGGCGACGCUGACAGUUCAAAGAGUGCAGAGACAGCGAUAGAGCCUGAGGAACAUGAAUAACUUAAAUCCCGGCUUGCCAACUGACUAUUUUUUACACUGUAUGAUACCACACCAAGGGUAUAGCUGUAGCACUGAAGACCCUGACUUCAGGACCAGGAGCGAUGUGGACUUGGAGAUUCUUCACAGAGGGAUCUUUUUGUUCUCUUCAGUUUUAACUACUCAUGGCCACACAUCCCCUGGUCUUUAAACUGGAAGGAAAUGAUUUAAAGAAGAUUAUGGAGACUUUGCUUUUUUCACUGUUGACUAAAAGUUUUUCUAAUAUUUUUUCCUGAUUUUUAUAUCUGAGCAUUAUGGUUUAACCUUGAUAACGGAUGUAUUCAAUGAUUUCAUUUGUCGUUUGGCAUGUAUUCCGAAAAUGAUAAACUCCACAUGAGCUGUUUUGGCAUUAGCAUAGUUGUUUUCACCAUCUUUCUGAUUAAUGUGUGUCUGUCCAGUUGAAUGAGGACACAUGCCAUUAAGAAUGUGAAGCAACACUUCACGGAUGUCCACUCGCUCUUUCUAUGAAGCACAUACCAUAUAUUGUAUUCCUUAUUAACAUUAUAUUGCACUUGUUUGCAUUGACCUGAUUAAGGAUGUUACAAAUGUAAAAGUUUUGCUUUUGUCACCAUUUGAAGCCAACACAAACACAAUUUUGCCAGUUUUGUUAGAUCUAACAUUUGUUUGGCUGAAGGGAAGCCAUUUCUGCAUCAAAAAAUCAGUCAAAAGAUCACAAGGUACUUUUACACUUCCUGUAUGUCAUACCUUUUGUUGUGCAAAUGUCUCUUUUUGAUAGCUUGAAUUUUUACAGUAUGUACCUGUAAAUCAGUUUUUGUAGACUUGUAAUACAUGUCCACUGCCUUCGUAGAACUGAGAAUCGCUGGAAGUUGAAUGCUUGAGCUUGUAUCAUAGUAUUCAUGGAAAGCAAUAAAUGCUAAAAAUUUAAA
Acanthopagrus latus (yellowfin seabream) is the source of this 2311-nucleotide messenger RNA. RefSeq names its product serine/threonine-protein phosphatase 4 regulatory subunit 2-like. Gene Ontology annotation, biological process: protein dephosphorylation. The record is from RefSeq and is a predicted model, not a curated record. NCBI's taxonomy places the organism in Eukaryota, Metazoa, Chordata, Actinopteri, Spariformes, Sparidae. Gene Ontology annotation, cellular component: nucleus; protein phosphatase 4 complex; cytoplasm. Gene Ontology annotation, molecular function: protein phosphatase regulator activity. The transcript has 9 exons. The coding region runs from base 147 to 1388 and encodes 413 amino acids.